Harpia harpyja (harpy eagle) is the source of this 2006-nucleotide messenger RNA. RefSeq names its product inner mitochondrial membrane peptidase subunit 1 (gene IMMP1L). Gene Ontology annotation, cellular component: mitochondrial inner membrane peptidase complex; membrane. NCBI's taxonomy places the organism in Eukaryota, Metazoa, Chordata, Aves, Accipitriformes, Accipitridae. Bases 85 to 585 code for a protein of 166 amino acids. Gene Ontology annotation, molecular function: serine-type endopeptidase activity. The record is from RefSeq and is a predicted model, not a curated record. The transcript is spliced from 8 exons.
CGGGCUAAAGGGGCGGGGGAAGGGUUAGGGCGCCCGGUAGCGAGCAGGCAGACUAGAACCAGCUGAACGACGUAACACUGUACCAUGCUUCGCAAUGCCCUAGGAAAAACCUUUCGAUUUGUUGGGUAUACUGUGCAAUAUGGCUGCAUAGCGCAUUGUGCCUUUGAGUACCUUGGAGGAAUUGUUGUGUGUUCUGGACCUUCAAUGGAACCAACCAUUCAAAAUUCUGAUAUUGUCUUUUCGGAGAACCUUAGCCGCCACUUUUAUUGCAUUCGAAAAGGAGAUAUUGUAAUUGUGAAAAGCCCAAAUGACCCCAAAUCAAAUAUCUGUAAAAGAGUAAUUGGCUUGGAAGGGGAUAAAGUCUGCACAAGCAACCCUUCAGAUUUCCUUAAGAGUCACAGCUAUGUGCCUAAAGGACAUGUUUGGUUAGAAGGUGAUAAUCUCAGGAAUUCUACAGAUUCCAGGUGCUAUGGACCUGUUCCUUACGGACUGAUAAGAGGACGCAUUUGUUUUAAGAUAUGGCCCCUGAAUGACUUUGGAUUUCUACGUGCAAGCCCCAAUGGCCAUAGAUUUCUUGAUGAUUAAAAGACUUAAGUGACUAUUGCCAGCUUUCAUAACAUUUUCUACUAAAAUCAAUGGAAUUAUUUUUGUUUAGAAUAAAAAACAAUUAUUACUUGACAAAAACGUCUCUUUCUGAGAUUGCACCUAACUUGAAAGUGGGAAAGAUAUACUGCUGUCAUCAACAAAAAUGAUAUGCCUCCUACUUUGUUUCCUCUGGCUAUUCACAAAUCUUGAGAUGGCUUUUCGAAGGACUCAUCUGGAUGCAAAAAAAUCUCAGGAAAUACAGAUAACCUUUAAAAUACUGUAGAGUUCUGAACAGAGCAUUCCGACUUCUUUUUGGUGCAAAUGUCUACUGAAAAGGAGCCCUCAAAGCUCCAUCUUCCUGUAGCUUUAAUUCAUCUCCAAUAAUAUCUCUUUUUGAUAUUUUAAAUUGCUCAGUAUAAGUGAUGGACCAACAGGAAAGUUGUAAUAUCAUCAGACCUAUCAGCUGUUAACUGUGUUAUAAAUCAAGAUAUCCCUUAUUCUGGAGCAUUAACUUCUGCCCUUUAUACUAACAUCAUUUGGGGCACUGAAAUGUACAGCAGAUUUUAAGACUUAGAACACCUGUUCUACAAGUAUUUGAGCAGAUUUCUGAUUAAUUGAAUCCCUUUGUUUUAGUUUAUAACUAAUUUUGGAAAGGAAUGAAAAGAAUAAUAAUAUCACGUGUGCUUUAUAAAAUCCAAAAUUUAAAAGGACCACUUCUACGGGAGUCUAUUUGCUCACUGAUGUAUGUAUCUGUCGUUUGCACUGAUGGGUAUUACCUGGAUAAAUCCCCUGUAUGACAAGAGAAUGUACUUAAGAGGAAAAUAUUAAGCUUUGACCUCAAGUUUUUUCACAGGUAUUUUUCCAUAUACAGAGGAAUGUACCUGCAGCCCCAAGUAUAAAGUCUGUACACAAAUGUUCCACCAUAUGAGUAAGCACAUGAAGUCACCUCUGCAUUCAAGACUGAGGACUAGCUUGCAACUUGAAGUUAUGGCUGAAGCGCAGUUGCAAUCCGUAAAAGUUUAUCUCUUAGCGAUCCCUUCAUCUCCACAACUGAAGAUGACAAAAUUCUAAGGUGCAAACAAAUAAAAAAUUUUUGGUUGUUGCAUUUAGUCAUUGUAUUCUAAAUAGCUAAUUAGAUAAUGAGUAAUUAUACCUUUAUUUGGUAGGCACUAAAUUCGGUGUUCUGUCAGCAUGCAUCAUGUUGUACGGUAAAAGCUAUUUAAAUGUAUUAUUUGUUUUCAAGUCCAUUUUUCUGAAACCUUAGCUUUUCCAGCUGUAUUUUAAUUUUAAUAGCAUUUUUAACAUUGGUGGUUGAUUGUAUACCACAUUUGUGAAAGGUCAUUUUAAGAAAAAUCAAUGCUUAAUAAGCAUACAAGGCAAAAUAGUCAGAUCACAUUAAAGACUUAUAUGGUUUCCUUUUA